AUGGGUGUAAAUCCUCUGGGCAACUUGGAAGAGCCCCAGCUGCCGGUUUCCCGCGGGUGCAGGUGGUUUCAUCCCAACAUCAGCGGAAUUGAGGCAGAGAAGCUGCUCCUGACCAGGGGUGUCCAUGGCAGCUUUCUGGCUCGACCCAGUAAGAGCAACCCCGGAGAUUUCACGCUCUCGGUCAGAAGAAACGACGAGGUGACACACAUUAAGAUCCAGAACACGGGGGAUUACUAUGACCUGUACGGAGGCGAGAAGUUUGCCACCCUUGCGGAACUGGUGCAGUACUACACCGAGCAGCAGGGGCUGCUGCGGGAGAAGAACAGCAAUGUCAUCGAGCUGAAGUACCCGCUCAACUGCCAGGACCCCACCUCGGAGAGGUGGUACCAUGGGCACCUCACAGGCAAGGAGGCAGAGAAGCUUCUGACGGAGAAGGGGAAACCGGGCAGCUUUCUGGUACGAGAGAGCCAGAGCAAACCGGGAGACUUUGUACUGUCGGUGCUGACAAAUGAGGAUAAGAUGGAGACUGGGGACCGAAAACUGCAUGUGACCCACGUGAUGAUCCACUACCAGCCGGAUGGGAAGUACGACGUCGGGGGAGGCGAGAGGUUUGAUACGCUCACGGACCUGGUGGAGCACUAUAAGAAAAACCCCAUGGUGGAGAAAUCUGGAGCUGUGGUUCAUCUGAAGCAGCCAUUCAAUGCCACGCGCAUCAAUGCGGCUAACAUCGAAAACAGAGUGAAGGAGCUGAACAAAAUGGCAGAUCACAGUGAGAAGGCCAAGCAAGGGUUCUGGGAAGAGUUUGAGAUGCUGCAGCAGCAAGAGUGCAAGCUCCUCUACCCCAGGAAGGAGGGACAGCGACCGGAGAACAAGGCUAAGAAUCGCUACAAGAACAUCCUGCCCUUUGAUACCACGCGGGUGGCACUCCAAGACGUAGAUGAGAGCGUGCCUGGGUCGGACUACAUCAAUGCCAACUAUAUCAAGAGCAUCCCUGAAGACGGAAGGAACUCGGAGCACUGCAAGGUCUACAUAGCCACCCAGGGCUGCCUGCAGACAACAGUGAACGACUUCUGGGCCAUGGUGUACCAAGAGAACAGUCACGUCAUAGUCAUGACAACCAAGGAGGUGGAGCGGGGCAGGAACAAAUGUUUCCGUUACUGGCCAGACAAGGGUUGCACCAAGGAAUACGGGUGCAUCUGCGUGCGAAACGUGAGCGAGCGUGAGGCCCAGGGCUACUACCUUCGGGAGCUGGAGAUCCUGCGGACUGACAGGGACGAGCGCCCGAGGCUGGUGAAGCACUAUCAGUAUUUUAGCUGGCCGGACCACGGGGUGCCCAAUGAGCCAGGAGGGGUCCUCAGCUUUCUGGACCAAGUGAACCGGGCACAGCGAAGCAUUCCGGACACGGGGCCGAUCAUAGUGCACUGCAGUGCUGGAAUAGGACGCACAGGCACCAUCAUCGUGAUAGAUAUCCUGGUGGAUAUUAUUCACAGGCAAGGUUUGGACUGCGAUAUCGACAUCCCCAAAACCAUCCAGAUGGUACGCAGGCAGCGUUCGGGCAUGGUGCAGACAGAGGCCCAGUACAAGUUUGUUUACAUGGCUGUGCAGCAGUACAUCGAGGCCGAGCAGAAGAGGUUGGAAGAAGAGCAGAGGAAUAAAAGAAAAGAGCGAGACUACUUGAAUAUCGGCUACUCUCCUCUGGAAAAAGGCAGAGCCAAAGGGCAGCCCCCUUCGCCGCGGAGUCAGUCUGUGGUUGAUGAUGAGUCAGCUUCCGUCUAUGAGAACCUUAACAUCAAAAGCCCAAAGGUUUCAGGGAUGAGUAAUACAGGGCGAUAA
Charadrius vociferus (killdeer) is the source of this 1833-nucleotide messenger RNA. Its product is annotated as tyrosine-protein phosphatase non-receptor type 11-like. The coding region runs from base 1 to 1833 and encodes 610 amino acids. Gene Ontology annotation, molecular function: protein tyrosine phosphatase activity. The transcript has 15 exons. NCBI's taxonomy places the organism in Eukaryota, Metazoa, Chordata, Aves, Charadriiformes, Charadriidae. Gene Ontology annotation, biological process: protein dephosphorylation. The record is from RefSeq and is a predicted model, not a curated record.